AUGGCUGCUGUUGCUGCUCUGAGAUCGAAGUCAUCCAAAGCCACAUCUUCUUUAUCAUCAGUCUCACAAUUUAGAUACUUUAUUUCAACUCACCGUAUGCACGGUGGUCGUAUACCCAAUUUCCAAAUCACUUCUUCAAUACCUACAACAAACAAAUUAGACGAAUAUUUCCCUCAUCAUCACCACCAACACCAAUCUUUCAAACCGUUUUCCCUCUCCGGUGAACUUGUUGAUAAGGGUUUCGGUUUUUUCAAGAGUAAUAAUAAAAGGAGACUAGUCAAUUUGUCCGGUGGUAAAGGUAGUGGUGGUUGCGGUGAUCCGCCAGAGGUUUGGCAGCCUCCCGGAGAUGGGAUUGUUCCUCAGCCGGGUUUUAAGAUGGUUCCGGUAUCCAGCGGUGAUGACAGUGAAACAAGCACCGGUGGGUUCGGGUCGGGUUCUGGAGAUGGGAAUUGGGGAGGAUCUUCGUUGGGGCAUAGCUUCCCAACACCUAAAGAGAUCUGUAAAGGGCUUGAUAAGUUUGUGAUUGGUCAAGAACGAGCUAAAAAGGUACUUGCAGUGGCUGUUUACAAUCAUUACAAGAGAAUCUCUAUUGACAGUUCGCGACAUUCAAGAAACGACAAGACGAAUGCCAUGGAUGAUGAUGAUGCAGUUGAGCUUGAGAAAAGUAAUAUCCUUCUAAUGGGGCCAACUGGUUCAGGGAAGACACUUCUUGCAAAAACACUGGCACGCUUAGUGAAUGUUCCUUUUGUUAUAGCAGAUGCUACUACACUCACCCAGGCAUGCUAUGUUGGAGAAGAUGUGGAAUCCAUUUUAUACAAACUCCUGACUGUUGCUGAUUAUAAUGUUGCAGCAGCUCAACAGGGCAUUGUGUAUAUAGAUGAAGUUGACAAGAUUACAAAGAAGGCUGAAAGUGUUAACAUUAGCAGAGAUGUUUCUGGUGAGGGUGUCCAGCAGGCAUUAUUAAAGAUGCUAGAAGGGACUAUAGUCAAUGUCCCUGAAAAGGGUGCACGGAAACAUCCUAGAGGAGACAACAUUCAGAUCUUGAAAAAACCAUUUCAGAAAGACGCCAAGAUUCUUCUAUUGGGUUUUGGUGCACCUGUUCGUGCUAACAUGAGAACUGGAGGUGUUACAUCUGCUUCAGUGACUUCAACUUUAUUGGAGACUGUUGAAAGUAGUGAUCUUAUUGCAUAUGGUCUGAUACCUGAAUUUGUUGGAAGGUUUCCAAUUCUUGUCAACUUAUUAGCUCUUACAGAGCCUCAACUUGUUCAGGUGCUAACUGAGCCAAAGAAUGCAUUGGGGAAACAGUACAAGAAGUUAUUUCAGAUGAAUCAAGUUAACCUACAUUAUACAGAAAGUGCUUUGAGAUUAAUUGCAAGAAAAGCAAUAACUAAGAACACUGGGGCCCGUGGUUUGAGGGCCUUAUUGGAAAACAUAUUGAUGGAUGCCAUGUAUGAGAUUCCUGAUGAAAGAACAGGUAAAGAUAUAAUAGAUGGUGUGGUUGUUGAUGAGGAGGCAGUUGGGAGUGGUGCUAAAAUCCUCCAUGGUCAAGGUGCUCUUGCCCAUUAUCUAUCACAACAUUUACAGACGAGCGUAGAUAGGGCGGCAGAUGGUGGAGCCGAGGCGGAGAUGGAGGCGGAGGCGGAGUUGCCUUCUAUUGCUGCCAUGUAAAUCAUGGGAAAGAUUGUAUCGGUAACCAUGUGUAUGUAUAGAUAAUAUGUACUAAUUUAAGCUCUAAUGAGAAACAUUAAUUUAAUAAUUAAAUUUAUGUUGGAUGCUUUCAUCAUUAUUGCAAUCAAAUGUCAAUAUGUUGUAGUAUCAUUUAUUCUCCUCCCUACAUACGGUACUUGAUGUACACCCUGUCAUAGUAGUUCUGAUAAUUUUAAUUUUAAUAUCUCAUAAAAGCUACAUGUUUA
This is a messenger RNA of Lactuca virosa, 1913 nucleotides long. The record is from the annotation of a GenBank genome assembly. NCBI's taxonomy places the organism in Eukaryota, Viridiplantae, Streptophyta, Magnoliopsida, Asterales, Asteraceae.